Molecule: messenger RNA, 1347 nt
Organism: Lithohypha guttulata
Lineage: Eukaryota; Fungi; Ascomycota; Eurotiomycetes; Chaetothyriales; Trichomeriaceae
Exons: 2
Coding region: 1-1347 (448 amino acids)
Cellular component (GO): cytoplasm
Molecular function (GO): calcium ion binding; calcium-dependent phospholipid binding
Source: RefSeq, a predicted model, not a curated record
AUGCCUGCCUCAUAUGCGUUUGACGCCCAAAGUAUCGCCUAUCUGAGACAUCACACGGUUAGAUCAAUGUCGGGUUACUAUCCUCCUUCCGGGCCUCCGCCCCAGCAAUUCGGGCAUCCUCAGCAACCUCCUCCACCUCAAGGACACUGGGGAGGCCCUCCUCAGAACAGUAUGGGAGGAUAUGGAGCUCAGUUUCAACCUCCUCCUCACCCUCCGCCAGGUCACAGCCAACCAUGGCCACCACAAGGUCUGCCACCACAAGGAAUGGCACCAGCAAGUUUCGCUCCUCCGGGACAGCCUGGAUUUCAGCAAGGCAUGCCCCAACAAGGCUUUCAUCAGGGACCGCCACAGAUGCCUCCUCAGCAAGCGUAUCCUCCAGCGUCAAUGCCUUCUCCCGGUUACGGGAACGAUGUCGCUCAGAUGAAUGCCAAUCCAGACGUUGACGCCCUCAUGAAAGCCAUGUCCGGAAUAAGACGCGAUCAUACAACGGUCAUACGCAUAUUGUCCAAGGCCGAUCCACGUUAUCCAGCACUGCUACGUCAGACAUAUGCACAACGCAAUGGAGGAGCAAAUCUUGAGGCGAAAAUUGAAUCGACGUUCCGCUCCCACUAUGGUGAUGCUCUACUCCAACUUGUUCGAGGGCCUCUAUUGGCGGAUGUUCACAACAUCAACCGAGCAAUUAAGGGGCUAGGAACCAAAGAGGAUAUGUUAAAUGACGUCCUUAUUGGUCGCUCCAACGCUGAUAUGCAAGCUAUCAAGGCCACAUAUCAGACUGUAUUCAAGAAGACUAUGGAGUCCGAUGUUGGAGGAGACCUUUCUUUGAAAACAAAGACGAUGUUUCAGCUCAUUAUGCGAGCCUCUCGAACCGAUGAAUCCUAUCCCUACAAUCCGGUAGAAAACACCCGCGAUGUUGACGCGCUCUACCACGCUAUGCGAGGCCCGUCCAUUGCCACGAAUCAGGAACAGGUCUUCACCGUUCUGACGCAACGUUCCGAUAACCAGAUCCGUGCUAUAGCCCAUGCAUACCAGCAGAAAUACCACAAGUCACUCGAGGACGCUAUUCGCUCCGGCUUCUCAGGUCAUAUGGAAGAUGCUCUCUUACUGGCACUAGGAAGAGCUACCGACAGGGCGAAGACGGAUGCAUUCGGAAUGGAGGACACGAUGAAAGGUAUGGGCACAAAAGACAAUCUGCUCGUAAACAAGACAGUCAGAGUACACUGGGAUCGACAGCACAUGGAUCAAGUCAAGAAGGCUUACCAGCACUUCUUCAAGAAGGAUUUGAUAUCAAGGGUCAAGGGUGAGACCAGUGGGGAUUACAGGGAUUGUCUGGUCGCUUGUUUAGCCUAA